GCAUAUUGGUUGAUUAGGAGCUUGCCGAGGAAGCCUAGCACAUUUUUCUACCAGUCUGCAGCUUGUGAGCUGGAUUGUCUGCCCUUGGGAGAGUCACAAAAGACUGGGGAUGUGAAGUUGCCCCAUAGUCUUUCCCACUUCAUGAUUUGUUUUAAUGCUAUGUUGUGCUGUUUGAGACAUAUUUUAUGGGAGUGCAGAGGCAUUUCAAAAGAAAGAAAAAUUUUGACGCAAGUCACAAGUCGCUGGUUUAACAUCUUAGAGGGAGCUACGGUAAUAUGUAAUUCAUCCAGAGUUGUAGAGGUGACGAAGUGAUAACGACUUUCAAAUAGGAAGAAUAGUAGUCUAAGAAUGACCAUGUGUUCUUUGGUUGGCUCGUCGUAUUACCGGCCAUUUGGUUUAAGGAGUGACGCUGUUUCUCCGCAAGCUGCAGAUGUCAUUGACAACGGGCUCAACACACAUGACAGAGAAAUAGGAAAAAAGUUUGAGAAUAAGUUUACGCCAGAGAAACGUAUGCAAAAUGGUGACGAUGAUCUUGUGAGAAAACAGGGAAAAGAGGACAUUGAAGCAGAAGCUUUACGAGAAAAAUAUCAGAACUAUAUUCGUUCCAAUUCGUCUGAUAUUGAGAGUGACCCGGAAAGAGAUGAGUUGAACUUGAGUAAGCAAGCCGAAGGCUAUGAUAAAAGAAAUCGCAACUUUGGUUUUACGCAACAUUUACCAAGCAAUAUCAAUCCAUACGCCUCGGCUUUCGGAGCUGAGGAAGCUAGGCUAAGGUUUAAUUUGGAAUCCGCUCAAUUUAAAGAACGGUUAGGCUCGAUUGGAAUUUCACCAUUUGGGGACGAGGCGAUUCACAGACGUUACUCACUUCAGGAGACGGUUCCAGAGUCGAGCAAACUCACAUCACAGAGUUCAAGUCCGCCAUUGAGUCCGCGAUCACAGUCUCUGCAGAGUUCACCUCUUCCAUCUUACAAUGGUCAAGGCCAUGGUCCAAGAUCGGUCCACGAUUUGUCAUUUGAAGAACAAGAUUCCAACUCCUUCCUGCCACGUAUAAAAGAGGGGCUUUUCUUUUGUCAUCUCUGCAGUUUCUCAGGUACUACACAAGGAGACUUUGACCAACACAUGACUGUACAUUUUGAACAUAUAUGCCCGCAUUGUGACUACAAGUCGAGAACUGAGGGACGUUUGAAGAGACACAUCAAAGAUUUUCAUACGGAAGAUCCCGACGGAGGAUACAAUAGAACGAUGCCAGGAAGGCCAAAAGUAUUCCGUUGUAAACAGUGCGAAUAUUCCACCACUGACAAGAUUGAAUUCUGGACCCAUUCACGGUCACAUAUAAAGGAAGACAAGCUUCUACAGUGCCCGAGAUGUCCGUUCGUUACAGAAUAUAAACAUCAUCUCGAGUAUCAUCUACGCAAUCACUUCGGUUCAAAGCCGUUCAAAUGCCCGAAAUGCAACUACGCCUGUGUGAACAAGUCCAUGUUGAAUUCGCACAUGAAGUCUCAUACGAACGUCUAUCAGUACAGAUGUGCUGAUUGUACAUAUGCUACCAAAUACUGUCACAGUUUGAAACUUCAUCUACGCAAGUACAAUCACAAGCCUGCGGCUGUUCUCAACUCUGACGGCAGCCUUCCACAGGGCGUAGACGCUACGGCUUCUGGUCUCUCUUUGAUGGCUAAACGUGGACCACCCCGCGGACCUAGGGGACCUAGGAAAGAUAAGAUGGACCAGAGUCCAGGAAGUUUCUUACCAAUGCCACCAACAUCUAUGGCACCGCUACCAGGGUUACCAGGUAUGGUUUCGCCAUUCUGGCCACUGAUGCAAGGACAGAUGCCAGGUCGUCUCCCACAUCCACUAAGUCUCGGACCAAGGUUCAAUCCUCAGUUUGCCAGAUUUCCAAACUUCGGAAUCAAGUCAGAAGAAAUGAAAUCCCCACCCUCCUCGUCAAAUUCCGAUCCAUUUAAGUGCAAUUUUUGUAGCUUCGUUGGUACUAGUCGAGAAAUUCUUACAAGUCACGUGGUAAAGGUACAUGCUUCUGAGAAUCAAGACUUGUUUUCCAUGUUCGGUCUGUCAUCAGAGUCAUUGUUAGAAGACAAUCAGAAGAGAAUGAAUGCACUCAGUUCUUUCCGUUCUCCUUUGAAGUCGCCCAGAAUAGAUGCAUUCAGUCCUGGAAUGGAGCUGAACCUUAAUGGGAAGAAAGAGUCGGACGGAAUGCAGAAAGUCAAGCGAGAAAAAGAGGAAGCUUUGAAUAUGUCACCAUUUGCAUUUAUGAAUGGUAAAUUCCAUGGAGGAGUCCAGGGAGCAGGACACGUAAAAGAUGAGGGAAUUGAUAUUCUGAAGCAGAUGACCUUGAAAUUUGGUUCAGGCCCAGUUGAUUUGAAACGCAAACUUCCUGUUGAUCCAGUCCCAGUCUCGUCUGAAGGUCCUGCAUCCGACAGCCCACUAGACUUGACAAAGCCUCGCAGCUCGCCACCUGUUUAUCAGCAGGAAGGCAGUUACAAACAUGAUGAUGCCGAAGGGGAACACUCAAGUGGAGAGAACUCUGUCUACUCCAAUGAAGUAAUGUCGCCGACUCCGAGAAAACGUUCAAGAAAAGGCAAAGCAUUUAAGCUCGAUACGUUAUGCAUGAAGUUGCAAGAGAAGCAAGGCAAUAUGUAUGAAAGUGAUGACGACUCGGCAGCAGAAAUGGAUGAAAUGUACACAUCUGAUCUCCUUCCUGUUGAAGCAGACGGACAGUCCCCAGAAGGAUAUAGUGGAAACGACAAUAGUUACGCAGAAAAUGACUCGGACAAUGAAAAACGAGAGAUGGAAAAUGGUGAGGAGAGAGAUAAUGCGGAGACAAAUGAGAUGGCUGAGGUGGAUCCAGUUUUCUCUGAAACAGGUGAUGAAACAGAUAAUAAGUCUACAGCUGAGGGUGAGGACAUAAAUGUGGACAGUUCAGAGAAACUUCCUGAAGAAGAUCUUAAACAGAUUCAUGCCAGUCUUGAAAUGUUGAAUGAAAAAUCAAGCUUGAAGGAAGAUAAUGCAGAAGUUAAUGAGAAGGCAGUAGUAGAUAAUGGCAAACCCAGUGAUGGUGAUGCCGAAAAGAUUGAUGAAGAUUUCAAGAAGUCGCCAUCCCCACCUGGAUUUCAGAGUCACAAUCGUCGUAAGCCAGUUGCAGCAGCCAUCCAACGUGGAGCAGAUAUUGCAUGGAAAAUUUUGAAUGAUCCGAAAAUGGCCGAUCCGGCAAGACUGAUUAAGAAUGGUGACAAUGGACAUAAGCUGGAGUUGUCUCCCUUAGAUAAGAAAUUGUGGCUGGAUGCUCCUUAUUGUACAAAAUCGCAGAAAGGUGAUUAUGAAUGUCCCCAUUGUCAGAUUUCAUUUGGAGACUGUAUAAUGUAUACAAUGCAUAUGGGUUACCAUGGCUACAAAGACCCAUAUAAGUGCAAUAUGUGUGGAGACACUUGCAAGGACAGGGUGGAGUUCUUUCUCCAUAUUGCUCGUGCUGCACAUAAUUAGUGAAACAUGAAAAUCCCAUGCAAACACACUUAGUGCUUUUAGACUGUAGUUCGCAUUGAAGAAGUUUCCAGAUGUGCUUCAAGAUGUUGAGCUGAUGGUAGCAGUUUUCCAGUUACAGACAUUAUCACUUGUGUGUCCUGUUUGCUCCAAUUGCAAAAUUGUAUAAGAAAUCGAGGUAGAUGUUAAAUUUAAUAAAUACAUGUCAGGAAGCUGUAACUUGGUCCUUGGUUGAAAAAAAAUGAGUUUGGAGACCAGUCACACAGUGUCGUCACCUGAUUGGUUGAUUUAAAAAAUUGACCAAUGGCAAGGCUGCAUUUUGGGACUGGUCUACAAAAUUCAGUUUUUCAAUCUUAGACUCUUAAUAUAUUCAUAGAUACGUACAACUUUUGGGCUACAGUCCUUCAUUAUAGCCAGUGCUUAAUGUUACCUUUAAUUUUACUAGUCAGUUUACAUAAUUUUGUAUGUAUUAUAUGCUACACAAGUCCUUUUGUAAAUAGUCCAGUCAUUUUGUUUUGCAGAAGUCUUCACUCUGCCGCAUUUAUCCAUUUGAUAACAUUUUCUAUAUUCUUUUUGAAGUGACAUUCCAAUUUGUUUUGAUACUUGCUAAGAAUGUUGAAAAUUGAUUUUAUUGCAAUUUCAAUUUUAUAUCAGAUGUCUCUUCAUAACUUUUUGAUUCUUUCGGCUUUCAGGAAAUAUUUUGAAAAAAUAUAGAAUUUCAGAAACUUGUUAAAAAAAAUUUUUUUUCGCAAGAAAUUGAUAUGCCAUAAAAAGUGUUUUUUAACAUCACUUAUAUAUCCUUACAUUUAUGUAGUAUUAUAUUCCAAAAUGUAUACAGUUUGUUAACGAUGUUUAUAUUUUUGUUAAUUUAUUUUAGUCCUUUUUUUUUUUGUUCAGUAUAAUCAAGAUAAAUUGUCUGUUUUCAAUUGUUAUUUGACUGUAUAUUAUGUAUGUUGUAAAAAAAGUGAGGCCUAAACUUGAAUACAUUCAUGGACACACUAUACAUUACUAAGUUUGUCAACAAAUGGCUGUAGCACAUUUGGUUUAGUUCUUGAUAUAAUGGACAGAUAAUGAUGUUCGGCAGUUUCCGUUCCAAUAUUAUAUUCUUGUACUGUGAAAUCAUUAAUAUUCGUGGGGGACUAAUUUUCAUGGAUUUCGUGGUAGGGUCAAUCCACGAAAAUUAAUCCCAACGAACAAGUAAAAUUCCCAUUCAUAUUAUGUUCAAAAGUUGAAGUCCACGAAUUCUUAUCCCCACGAAAUAUUCAAAUUGCCGUUUUGACCAAAACCACGAAAUUUCAUGCCCACGAAAUUAAAUGAUUUUACAGUAUGCCAUUUUGGAUUGCUUUGUUACUUAAUAUAGCUGGUACAAGCACAUGGUUUUCUGAACCUAUGGGGAAUGCUGAAAUAGUAUAAGUAAAAUGCAGAGUUGACUAGAAAUUGCCGUUAGUCAUUAUAGGUCUGCUACCUUAAAUGUUACAGUAAGUAUACAGUAAGGAAAAGAAGCCUUUCAUUUUCGUUAUAAUUCGUUAAGUCCUGUUACAGUUACUGGUUUGAGAGUCUUGUCUGACUAGAAUGAAUGAAUUUUGAAAAUGUUAAAAUUAUCAGAUUUAACAAGAAAUGGUCUAAAAGAUCGAGUCAGCAAAGUCACCCUGCUAAAAUUUAUCACCGAUGUGAACCUGUUAAUACAGAAAGUAAGGAUGAUUUUCUCGGCAACUUUUAUAAAAGAGCAAAGAAAACUAUUAACACAUUUCCUUACAAACUGUUAUUAUUUGCUGGGGGAAAAAUUGCCAUUUUGGUUGUAAAAGUUAGUUUUUUUUGCAUUGAAGUAGUUGACAUGUAACAACAGUCAGCAGUUUUUUGUUUGAUCAUUAAAUGUAUGAUAUAAGAGAUUGCUAUAGUAUUUUUGUUGUCAUGGUGAAAUAUUUCAUGGUUUAGGUCUUGUGAAAAUUACAUAUUUGUUUUAUUUGUUUGGUUGACAAAUGUGCCUAGUAUUGAAUCCAACUUUUUGAGAAAUCCAUAUUUUUGUUUGUUUGUUACUUUAUUUUAUAUGAUUGUAUAGUAAGUACACCUACACAAGGUUUAUGCUGUCUGGUUGGUUACUACUUGCUUUGUGUUUUACCAAUUCUGUUACAGGACUUUCUUCUCCAGAAAAGCCACCUGUUCUUUACUUUUCAACACCUAAAACGUUAGAAUAUCUUAGUUUUGCAUAAAAGCAACAUGUGCAUGUUGUAUUGUAAAAUUUAGAAGAAAAUGAUUUUUGUUAAGAUCUUUUUCAUUGGUUAAAGUUUUAGUCAGAUUGUUUUUUUAAAAAAGCAUUUUUUUGAUCUUAUCAUAAAACCUGAGUAGAGAUUAAAAGAAGAUUUACCUACCAUUCUUUGAGACCGUUUGAAUGAUAUUUAUUUAACUUGCACUUGACUUCUGCUCAGUUAGGAGGAAACGUUCCAGAAAACUCUUGUGAUGGAAUUUUUGAAACAGAUUGUUAUUGUGUUUUAGCAAGGGCUGAGCGUGAAAUGAUUGUACCUUGUUCUUUAUUUAUAUACAAUUACAGUAGUUUCGUGCUCGUCCCUGGAAUAAUGUGUUUUGUCAUGAAUCGUUUACCUGUGCAAUGUCAGACGGCCCCAAUGGGAAUAAAUUCCUACAUUUCUGAAAUUUUAAAAGGGGUUGAUAAAUUUCAUUGAGAGUUUAAUUAGAGAUGUUGUAAUUACGUGUUGGACCUUUGCCGCAUUUCAAAAGUGGUUAGACUUCGGAACAGUAUAAUUUGAGCGGCGCCAUGAGAAAACCGACAUUUGCGACCAGCAUGGAACCAGACCAGACUGCGUGGAUGCGCAGACUAUUCUGGAACCAUGCUGGUCGCAAAUGCAUUAUGUUAGUUUUGUUAUGGUGCGGCUCAAAUGUGUAGCAAGCAGCACGAUUAAAUUUUUCCAACAAAUUACAGCCGAUGCAAUACACCAUGCAUUCAUGUAGAAGUAUGAAUUUCUAACUUCUCUGUAAACUUGCUUUGUAAUGUCAUUUUGAGGCACUUGUCAAAAAGUCUUUUACUUGUAACAGUGAGCAUAUUUAUUCUCCAUUUUCACAGCUUUCAUGUCUUCAUUGUUAGUUUGAACAGGGAAUACUCUAGUCACAGUAAACAAUUGUUUCGACACAUACCGCAGAUAUCCAUGUAGAAUGCGCACAUCAAUGUAUAAUGUACAUAGCAGUAAAACUCAUCAGUGUUUUUCAAUGCGAAAUUAAAGACUUGGACAUAAAAUGCAUUUUUUCUCAACAAUUCAUUCUUCCUACCCAUAAUUGGCAGACAUUCCAGGAUGAGUUUUUGUUUUUUUCCCCAUUAUCAUUCAGAUAUUUAGCUCAACUUGUGUAUAUUUUACCUUGCCAAUAUGUUAAAACAAUGCCUUUUUUCUCAGGGAUAAGUUAAUAGUAUUUAUUGUUAACAUUUCCAGUUUGUUAUUUGUAGCCAAUUUUACACUUGUUAAAAAAUUAGGGACCAGUUAUUCUGAGGUGAUCUAGGUUAAUGUAUGUUUUGUUAUCUCCCCUUAAUUCUAUGCUUGAUCUGGUGAAUAUAAAACUACAUUCUAUUGGUCAGUUUCAAAUUCCUGUUUAUAAAUGACCAAUCAAAAGCUGAGCUGGACUUUUGAGACAAGACUGGUUACCAGACUCAGUUCUAUAGACCUUUAACUCCAGUUUUAUAAUAUUGAAUUUCAAGACCAGUCUUAAGAAUGUUACCUUGCCAUUGGUCAUGUACCAAUUGGCAUUCAUAUAGGUCUAUGAGAUGCUGGAGUGAACUAGACAGUUUUCAGAAACUGGUCCCUGUUACAUGUUAUUCUUAUAUAUCCAUAGUAGUUUGUAGUAAUUGUACAUUUAUCUAUACAGAAAUCCAAAUGUAAAAACAGUAAACGAAUUAAGUGGUUUACUACACACAGACUUCUAUCAUUUCACAUACAAAACUGUUUUUGAUGAGCCUGAUUGCAAGAGCUUGUAUUAGAAUGUUUAAGGUUUUUUCAAACCCUUGUGCAUGCACAGAUUAUGUAUUUUCUGUAAUUUGAAACACUUUUCUUUUAGACAUACUCAUUCAGUUGAAGCAUGGGCAUUAUGUAUGUGCAUUUAAAAUUAUACUUGGUUUUUUGUUGUCUGAUUAGAAAAUACUUGUUUGCAUAACAAACAUAUCCCAUACAUCAAUACAAAAUGUACCAGUAUUCCAUUUUGACUAGUUACCAGCUACAUAAUAUUUUUUGAGCCAAUAUUGUUUGAAACUCGUAUUGUGUUAUUACCUGUCAUGUCAUCAUGUUAUAUUUCAAUUUUAUCUUGUUAUUUCUGUUAUUGAGAUAUCUUGUUUUUCCUUUUAAACAUUUUCUGCAUCUGUUAAUAAUGAUUGAAAGAUAUUUUAUAGGUUUUAUAGACACAGUUAAUCUUUAAGCCACCAAGAUACAGUACAGAAAUUGUUAUUUUGCACAAGAAGUGCGGAUUAAAAUGAAACUUUUCAUAGAAAUCAAGUGUUACAUGGCUCACAUUUUUACAAUCAUUUCUAUUAACAGUAAUUAAAAUUAGAUGGAUGAAAGAAGAAUGCAUUUUUUGAUGAAUGAACUGGCUCUGCAUUAUUACACUUGGAUGAAAGAGCUCUGAAUAUUCAUGCGGAGAAGAGAUGAACUUGAUAAGCACAAGCCCUGUUCUUUAUACAUACACACAACCAGCUUUGGAUUUAGAUUUACAAAUAAACACAUAUUUUAGUGUCGCAUAUAACGUAUUAUUACCAAGAAAUUAUUAGAAUAAUACUAAAACCAUGCUACCUCAAUCAAGUUAAAACCUUGCCUUAUAGUCGCACACAUGUGCACAGUAGUAUAGUAUUAGUUAAUGUCUACCCUAGAAUUGUUUUAUCUUUCAUUUCUCGGAAGUAAAUUUUUUUUACUGUGAAAUCAUUUAAGAUAGUGGACCCGUAAUGGCAGUAAACAAUUUCCGUGCGAUUUCGUAUCCUUAAUAUGCAAUUUUGGCAUCCUUCGUAUGCAUUUUUGGCAUCCUUUGUAUGCUAUUUUGGCAUUCUUCGAAUGCUAUUUUGGCAUCCUUCGUAUGCUAUAUUGGCAUCCUUGGUAUGCGAUUUUGGUAUCCUUGAUAUGCUAUUUCGUAUCCUUCGAGUGCCAUUUUGGCAUCCUUCGGCUGUAACAGAAAAUUAAUUUUUCAUAACAAGCGGAGAUUGCCGAAAAUUGCAUGCCAAGAAUACGAGCGUAAGGAGAUGAAAAUUGCCGCCUGUCAUUACAGGUCCACUACCUUAAUUCUGUGGGUACAAAAUUUUCGUGGUUUUACCUAAAACGGCUACAUGUAUUUCGUUAGGAUAUGAACCUCUGGAUUUCCACUUACAAGAUAAAAGGAUGGAAAUUUUGAUUGUUUGUUGGGAUUAAAUUUUUUGGAUUGAUACUGCCAUGAAAUCCUAUUAAAAAUAGUUCCUCAUGAAAUUUAUGAAAAAUUAGUCCACCACGAAAUCCACGAAAAUAAAUCCCACACAGAAAUGAUGAUUUUUCAGUACAGCCUUUAAAGUUUUAUCAGUCUUAGAUUUAAAGCUAUUUCAAAUAACUUGUGACAUAUUAAUUGAAGUGGCAUGUUUCAAAUGAUUUUAUACCUUAAAGUAAUACACUUGCUUAUGUAGGAAUGAUAAUCAGAAACUCCUCUUUUGAUCUUUCAUACUAAAUAAACAGAAAACUUUUUGAAGAAUUUAAGAUUUUUUAUAUUGCAACAUUUCAAAGUUUUAUGGCUACUGUUUGCUUUAGUGACAUAAAAAGUUGUUAUAAUAUUGGAAUUAAGACAGAAUUGCGCAGGAUUGAAUAUUUAAAUCAUAUUUGGCGAUUUGAGACCCAAUACAAUGCCCACCAUAGUUUUUUGUUGCAGUUCUAUUUUGAAGCUAAAAGACAAAACUUAAGUUAAGUGUUUGAUUUCCAGUAUGUCUCCAAGGAUAGAUUUUUUUUUUACAUUAUUCCUUGAAUUAUAGAGAAAAUUAUUAUUUAAAUAAGUUUUCUGUAUAUUAUGCAAGACCUUGUUAUCACUAAUUGAAUUCUAAUGUAAAACUAUUCUCAAUGUAUAAAUAGCGUCCAAGACAUCUAAAUUUGCAAAAAAUGUGAACAUUGAAUUACAGUUUAGUUUAUAUGGCUGUGUAGAUUUUGAUGUAGAUAAUUGAUUGAUGAUUUUUCUCUCUAUGUGCUCUUAAUGGUGUGUCAAUAAUCAUGUCCUUCAUGUAAACAA
Mercenaria mercenaria is the source of this 9711-nucleotide messenger RNA. RefSeq lists its product as uncharacterized. The transcript is spliced from 7 exons. Gene Ontology annotation, molecular function: DNA-binding transcription factor activity; RNA polymerase II cis-regulatory region sequence-specific DNA binding. Gene Ontology annotation, biological process: regulation of transcription by RNA polymerase II. The coding region runs from base 349 to 3492 and encodes 1047 amino acids. Lineage: Eukaryota; Metazoa; Mollusca; Bivalvia; Venerida; Veneridae. The record is from RefSeq and is a predicted model, not a curated record.